Molecule: messenger RNA, 1103 nt
Organism: Dipodomys ordii (Ord's kangaroo rat)
Lineage: Eukaryota; Metazoa; Chordata; Mammalia; Rodentia; Heteromyidae
Exons: 4
Coding region: 86-1060 (324 amino acids)
Molecular function (GO): calcium ion binding; calcium-dependent phospholipid binding
Source: RefSeq, a predicted model, not a curated record
CAAGGUGGUCAGAGCUGGGUUCGGAGCUGGCCUCUGGCCGGCGUGGAAGGCUUCCGCUGCGUCCCCGUCGCAAGUGAGAUCCUGAAUGGAUUGGGUAGACGAAUAUUCCCAUAAUUCCUUUGACCUACAAUGUUUGUUAGACUCAUUCCCUGGAGACUUGGAGUUUAAGCAGAUUUUCAGUGACAUUGAUGAACAGAUCGAACAAAAUGCUGCAAGCAUAGAACAUUGCAUUAAAGAGAUACAGGCCAAAGUUAACAAGCAAUGUUCAGAUGUGCAGCUGCAAACAACUACUGACUGCUUGGAAUGGCUAACUGAUUUUGACUAUAAUACAGCUAAGGCACCUUCCAUCUUCCAUGGAGAUUUAAUAAAAUUCCUCAAGACACUGCAAGAUUUGUUGACAAAAGAACAAAAUCAAGAAGAAAUGAUACUGGAUUUCCUUUGUGACCUCUACUGCCAGAGCAAUGUUUGCUUCCCAUCGACUCUAAGCGGAAUAUCUUUCCAUACCCUCUCUAGGAAUUCCCUUCAUUCAGUUGAAGAUCACUCUACUGUGGAAGUAAAGUCUAUAUGGGAUGAUGUAAGACUGCAUCUUCGACGGUUCUUAGUGUGCAAAUUAGAAAGACAUAAUGAAAUAAAUAACCCACAGCAAAAAAUUUUAUUGAAAAAUCAAUGCAUACAAAAACUAUUGUUUCUUUAUCCAGAAAAUGAAGUUAUUGUCAAGUACCAAAACAUACAGAAUAAACAGCUAACAAAACUUCUGGAGGACUACUUUCCUUCUUAUAACAGAGAUUUGAAUUUAGACCUAAUAGUGCAUGAAUAUGAAAGUACCAUGCUUAAGUUAUACUCAGUGAUAAAAGAGGAUUUUAAUACGAUAUGUGAAAUUUUAGCGCCAUCCUCAACAGUGAAAUUCAUUAAAGAAACAUACCUGGAUACGAUUUCAGAAGAAAUGGGAAAAUUUCUACAAAAUUUCUGUGAGCUGCAGUUCAAAGAAAAUGCUGUUCGUGUGGUUAAGACCAGCAAGAGCUCCAGCAAGCAUAGAGGAACAGUGCAUGCUUUGGGUUAGUGACAUUUCAAUUUUGUUUGGUUUCAUUUAAUCCUUUGAUACU